AUGGCCUGCUCACCCCAAUCGACCACCACCGCAACCACGACCACCACGAAGACGACGGUGACCACGCUCUCUUCCGCCCUGACUGAGAUCUCCAGCUCGAAGCCCCUCAAGCGAUCGCUCUCGAACCAGGUGGAGUCGGAGUCCACCGUGUCGACCGAGGACAGCGGGAAUUCGACCUCGGACGCCCCCAAGAAGCCGGCCAUCAGGGUCGUGCGGAUCUCCGUCACGGACAGCGACGCCACCGACUCCUCCAGCGACGAGGAGCGCGAGGGGCCGGAGGGCAACCGCCGCCGCUGGCGCAAGGUGAAGCGCUACGUCAACGAGAUCAGGAUCGAGCCGGCCGAGAAAUCGCAGGCGCAGGUGCAGUCGCAGGCGCAAUCACCGCCGCCGCCGGCCGCCAAGAAGGCCGCUGGCGGCGGCGGCGCAGGAGGAGGAUCAGGGACGAAGUCGAAGAGGUACAGGGGCGUGAGGCAGCGGCCGUGGGGGCGGUGGGUGGCAGAGAUCAGGGACGGGCGGCUGAGGCAGUGGCUGGGGACCUACGACACGGCCGAGGAGGCGGCCAUGGUGUACGACAGGGCGGCGCUGCGCCUGCGGGGGCCGAACGCGCCGACUAACUUUGGGAAGCAGGAGUGUGGGUUCGCAUCGCACACGGUGGUUCCCUUCAAGAAGAACAAACUGUACAGGUGCUGUGCUUGA
This is a messenger RNA of Punica granatum (pomegranate), 696 nucleotides long. Lineage: Eukaryota; Viridiplantae; Streptophyta; Magnoliopsida; Myrtales; Lythraceae. The record is from RefSeq and is a predicted model, not a curated record.